UAUUGGACCAAAUACUAUAGUUUCAGCAUGAUGAAAGUUCUAUGUUUAAGUCUACUUUCACUUGGAUUCAUCAACAGUACAUUAGGAGCAAGCAUACAGAAUGGACAGUUUGAUAAAGCAGAUGGGGCAAAUUUGGCUGAGGGUGUCGUAGAGAUGGCCCAGUAUGAGCCAUAUACAUGGCCCCCUCCACCCCCUUGGCAGCAGAAGGCACACAUGGCCCGUUAUCUUGCGCACUAUGCAGACUGGUGUGUUGUGUCUUCAUUUUCUGAAGAUCUCGGUGGUGUUCCCUUUGGCGAACUUCAAUCCUUUGCAGAUGGGACGCUUGAUGAAAGCUCUGGAACACCAUACUUCUACUUGGCUGAAGUUUCAACCAUGUUGAAAAAUAUCAAAUUCAAUAAUAGUGUAUCUAUCACAGUCUCUCAGGCACAAAGCGAUUAUUGCAGUAAACACCAAAUGGACCCUGAGCUGCCGACAUGCUCAAGAGUGACCCUAUCUGGAAAGAUGUUGGCAGUUGAAGGACAAGAGGCAGCUACUGCUAAGCGCUACCUGUUUUCCAGGCAUCCAGAUAUGCCAACAUGGGGAUCAGGUUGGUACUUUUAUAAGCUGAACAUCAGGUCCAUAUUUCUCCUGGAUUACUAUGGAGGAGCUGCUCAUGUUCAAGUGGAUGAAUAUUACGAAUACUAGUGUAUGAACUAGAUUAUUCACCUGACAAUCCAAAAGGACACUGUGGCUUGGGGUACAAUUAAAUCUAAAUGUAACAAUAGACUACAAGGAUACAAUGACUUGGAUUACAAUUAAUGAAUAUGAAUGUAACAAGAGACAAGAUAUAACACCAACAGCUCAAUGUCUCUGCAGUAUCAGAUUGUGUACACACAAAACAACACUGAAAGUCAGCUAAGGACUGUCUGUAACAAGCAUAUUGGUUAUUAUCCACCAGAUUUCACCUGAGAUUCAAUUAACUAUAGCCUGGUAAAUAGAAAAAAUAACUUGUUCUUGUUUCAUACAAUUUCUUUAUUUCAACAAUACUGCACAUUUUAUUCAUCACAUACAGACAAAUACACUUUUAACCAUCACAGAUUCUAA
This is a messenger RNA of Owenia fusiformis, 1083 nucleotides long. The record is from the annotation of a GenBank genome assembly. NCBI's taxonomy places the organism in Eukaryota, Metazoa, Annelida, Polychaeta, Sabellida, Oweniidae.